UGUAAAUAGAUUCACAAUUCGCAGACAGUUUUCGUUGUUCGAAAUUCCCCUAAUUAGCAUAAAAGAAGUGAGUUACCCAUCUAGCAAUGAGCGGCUGAGCAAAACAACAUGGCGAGGCGGAGUUUCAGUUCCACCCUAAAAAGAGCGCAACACCCGGAUUGGUUAGGAGGGGCCCGCCUUCGAAAUGUUGUCAAAUAUUGGUCCACAAAUAGUGUGUUUGUUAUAUGUUUGGAUGCCCAGAUGGAUCCCUUCGUCAACGUAGUUACCUCAUUCUUCGGUAUACAGAAUGAGAGCCGAUGAUUAUUUUCAGUUCUUUAUCGUUGUCGUUACACAUACAUAGGCAUCGCGUUGUUGGCCGCUUUAGUUUCGGUUUUCUCAUGUGCAUUAGUCCUGUUGUAAGUUUACGUCGAUUGUGAAUAUGUGCAGCAACGAAUCUCCGACCAAUACACCGACUAGACUUCCGAUUCCUUUUUCCGCCAUGGACCCAAAUUCAGCACCAAGGGCGCUGUUGCCCUUAGAUCAAUACCGUCUGCAGCUGUACCAGUAUGCUUUUGCUGAAAGGUUACGUUAUCCUAUGCUGAAUCCAUUUCCGACGCCUUUGACUUGCUACCCCCUGUUUCCAAGGGCUCUGCAACCUGAAGAACCGAAACCUCAGCAUAGUUACAUUGGACUUAUAGCAAUGGCUAUCCUCAGUUCACCUGAAGCCAAGCUGGUUCUGUCAGACAUUUAUCAACACAUUCUGGAUCAUUAUCCUUACUUCAGAACAAGGGGACCAGGUUGGAGGAAUUCGAUAAGACAUAACUUAUCCUUGAAUGACUGUUUCAUCAAAGCUGGACGAAGUGCUAACGGCAAAGGACACUACUGGGCUGUGCAUCCAGCUAAUGUGGAAGAUUUCAGAAAGGGUGACUUCAGAAGACGUAAGGCUCAGAGGAAAGUUAGAAAACAUAUGGGUUUGGCUGUUGAUGAGGAUGGUGCUGAUUCUCCGAGUCCUCCGCCGCUGUCUGUAAGUCCCCAGAUGGUCCCAGGACCUUCUACUUCAGUUUAUAACAUCUCGUCGAAUAAAACAAGACCUCAUCGUAAAAGACAGUUUGAUGUUGAAUCAUUGCUAGCUCCUGAUUCUGGUGAAGAGACGAAUGAAGAGGAUAUCGAUGUGGUUUCUAGCUGUCAACACGAAACCCCGCAAAACCAGAAACCAUGUGCCAUGUUCCCGAUAGUCAACUAUUACCAAACGCUUCUCCAAACACGACCAGUGGUACCUAAACUUGAACCUCCAACGGAAACGGACAGUAAGAGGGCUGAAAGUCCGGAUACUGAAGUUUACUUGGAAUAAUUCUAAUUGAGAUCAAUCAUCGUUUUCCCAAGUCUUCUAUUUAGUCAACAGAAAACUACAACAUGCCUACAAAUUUUCAAAGUGGAAACCGUAAGAUCUUGUUUUUUACCUGUUAUUAGUAUUAGAAUCAGUGUUCAACUACUGUUUAGAAUAAACCUGUGUUAAUCUGCGAAAAUCCUCGUUUUCGAACCGACCUUCCGUUGAAGAUGUGUACUAAAAGUGUUUCUGUCAUAUGUAUCCUACUAACUUUCGAUGUGGAAAGCAUAUAAGUACCUAUAUACCUAAGUGGACUGAUAUUAGGAGCCGUAAUUUUUGUGAAUUUAAGGUAAUCUGACUCGAAUCUCUUCAAACUAGCGGAAUAAUGGCCUUUGUGAAUUUCCUUAGCGAUUCGAUGAGAAUUUCCCAUUUCCUGUUGUGUAAAUAUCAUUUUCUGUAUAAAUAUAUCACGUUUCAUGUAAACUUUUGUAUAUAAAAUUAUU
Messenger RNA from Harmonia axyridis, 1809 nucleotides. RefSeq names its product forkhead box protein B1 (gene fd102C). Gene Ontology annotation, biological process: cell differentiation; anatomical structure morphogenesis; regulation of transcription by RNA polymerase II. Gene Ontology annotation, molecular function: RNA polymerase II cis-regulatory region sequence-specific DNA binding; DNA-binding transcription factor activity, RNA polymerase II-specific. The record is from RefSeq and is a predicted model, not a curated record. The transcript has a single exon. Bases 419 to 1330 code for a protein of 303 amino acids. Lineage: Eukaryota; Metazoa; Arthropoda; Insecta; Coleoptera; Coccinellidae.